Molecule: messenger RNA, 1467 nt
Organism: Zea mays
Lineage: Eukaryota; Viridiplantae; Streptophyta; Magnoliopsida; Poales; Poaceae
Biological process (GO): mitochondrial respiratory chain complex I assembly
Cellular component (GO): mitochondrion
Molecular function (GO): S-adenosylmethionine-dependent methyltransferase activity
Source: RefSeq, marked validated
AGCAAUCGCGUCACCGUCUUCUCCAUCGCCGGUGCUCCCUUACUCUCGAUGGCAUCCUCGGCCGCCGCUCGCCGCCUUCUCCUCCUCCGCCACCGCCAUGGGAACCUUCUCCCCAAACGCCACUUCUCUUCCUCAUCCGCUCCCGACGGCCUCGACGACGGCGGUGGCCGCGUCAAGAUCUUCGACCGCGACCUGAAGCGCCGGCACCGGGACCGCGCGGCGUGGGUGAUGCGUGAGACCGAUGGGCUCGUGGAUGCGGUCGCUGAGAAUCUCCUAGACCGCCUCGAGGACUGCAGGAAAGCCUUCCCCUCCGCACUCUGCCUUGGGGGCUCCGCCGGCGCCGUCCGCCGCUUGCUCCGUGGCCGCGGUGGGAUUGAGAGGCUGAUCAUGAUGGACAUGUCAGCCGAUAUGGUGAAGAAGUGGCGAGAGUCAGAGAAUGCCACUGGUGAUGGGCCUGAGACCCACUUUGUUAUCGGCGAUGAGGAGUUUCUUCCAAUCAAAGAGAGCUCACAGGAUUUGAUAAUGAGCUGUCUUGGACUUCAUUGGACAAAUGAUCUACCUGGAGCAAUGAUACAGUGUAGGCUGGCGUUGCAACCUGAUGGCCUUUUUCUGGCAGCAAUUCUUGGUGGAGAAACACUGAAGGAGCUUAGAAUUGCAUGCACAGUUGCUCAAAUGGAACGCGAAGGGGGCAUCAGUCCUCGAAUGUCCCCUUUAGCGCAAGUCCGUGACGCAGGAAACCUUUUGACAAGGGCAGGCUUUACCCUUCCAGGAGUUGAUGUUGAUCAGUAUACCGUUAGAUACAAUAAUGCUUUGGAACUUGUUGAACAUCUUAGAGCAAUGGGGGAAACAAAUGCUCUCUUUCAAAGAAAUCCUGUGUUGAAAAGGGAUACGGCCUUGGCAACUGCAGCAAUUUACCAGUCAAUGUUUGGGUUAGAAGACGGAUCUAUUCCAGCAACCUUUCAAGUAAUUUACAUGACUGGCUGGAGGGAGCAUCCAUCACAGCAAAAGGCUAAGAGAAGGGGUUCUGCGACCAUAUCAUUCGGUGAUAUACAGAAACAAUUUGGUCCCAGUGAGAACUGAGCCUCACUGCUUCAGAAAUGUGUUCCCAAACCCCACUCAGGCUUUGUUUGGGUAAAGAGGAACUGAAGUGGAUUGAGGUGUAUUGAAAGGACUGAAAGGGAAAUUAGUUCAUGUUACACUUCAAUACACCCCAUACCACCUCAAUUCACUCCAAUAAGAGAUUACCCAAACAGGCCUCAUGUGAGAGCCUCCGGAGCUGGGUCUAACCAUUUUAGUAUUCCCAAACCCUUGAUCGAAAAUUAAAAAAAAAAACAACAUUUGAGGAAAGAAAAGAAAUCCUCUGGUGGUUCCACCCAACGGCUUUGUAUUCCUGAAGGUUGAUGUUUGUGGUGGGCUUCUGUUGCCUGUUGUAUGAACAUACUGAGUUUGAUGGAAUCCAGCAAUUGU